Messenger RNA from Dromaius novaehollandiae (emu), 1387 nucleotides. It is a transcript of the gene UBE2D1, whose product is annotated as ubiquitin conjugating enzyme E2 D1. The record is from RefSeq and is a predicted model, not a curated record. The coding region runs from base 44 to 478 and encodes 144 amino acids. Gene Ontology annotation, biological process: protein K48-linked ubiquitination. Gene Ontology annotation, molecular function: ubiquitin conjugating enzyme activity. Lineage: Eukaryota; Metazoa; Chordata; Aves; Casuariiformes; Dromaiidae. The transcript has 7 exons. Gene Ontology annotation, cellular component: nucleus.
CGCGCGCCCCACCGCCGCCCGCCGCCGCCCGCCCCGCGCUCCCAUGGCGCUGAAGCGCAUACAGAAAGAAUUGAGUGAUCUGCAGCGUGACCCACCGGCCCACUGUUCUGCUGGACCUGUUGGAGAUGACUUGUUCCAUUGGCAAGCAACUAUUAUGGGACCUCCAGAUAGCGCAUAUCAAGGGGGAGUAUUUUUUCUCACAGUACACUUUCCAACAGACUAUCCUUUCAAACCACCAAAGAUUGCUUUUACAACAAAAAUAUACCAUCCAAACAUAAACAGUAAUGGGAGUAUCUGUCUUGAUAUCUUGAGAUCACAGUGGUCACCAGCUCUGACCGUAUCUAAAGUUUUAUUGUCCAUAUGCUCCUUACUUUGUGAUCCUAAUCCAGAUGAUCCUUUAGUACCGGAUAUUGCACAGAUCUACAAGUCAGACAAGGAAAAUGCGGAACGACCUGGAUUUUCCAAAGUUCAGUUUUGAGGCUUGCUGACUUCUUCCUGUUGUACAUCACCCCUAAGGAGGGUUUUGAAAUGCUGUGAUAUAACUACGUACAUGGCUGAACCCUCACAGUAUCAGAUAACAGGAUUUAGUGGUCGCUAGCAUGUGCAGUGCUUUGGCAUAAUGGCGUUUCUUUCCAGAGCACCACUUCUAUAGAGUGGUUCCUCUGGGCGCUCAAACUUUGAGUAGCGAUGUCUGUGGAUAGCUAAGCCAACUUCGACAUUGAUUUCUUAAGAGUUCAUUGCAGAUGUGGGUGGCUGGAAACUCAGGCCCCUUAUUCUGCAGACUAGACUGCACCAUUUCUGAAGGGUUGCAUGAAGGAAAUAUUACUUCUGAGUGAUUUUGUAUCUUUGCUGCUUUCUGCUGCUGUAUCAGCUUAUUCAUUUCUCCCAGGCUUGAAAAUUAUGCUUAAAAAAGGUUACAGAUUCAGUGAUCCAGGAAGGAAAAAUUACUCUGCUUACUACUGGGAGAUUCUGUGGAACUCUGCUGCUUUAGGUAUUUUGAGCACAAUCCAGGAUGUAGUCUUACCAGUGUGGCAUGAAUCGUCUUCUCUAACAGCAUUUUUGUGCCUGUUGCUUUCCUAGGUGUGCGUUAGAGUAAGUAAGCCUGAAUGAAGAAAUCAAGUUAGGACAGUAACAAAAAGUAGGGGGCUCUAAGGUUUUCCAAACACAUCCAGUGUGAGUCCUAAUUUACCAGGGAUGAAAUAACCUUCCACAAAAUGCUUCCACCACAAAAUUUCUGGUGGCCUUGACAAGAAAUUAAACAGUCAUAGCCAUGCAAUGCAUCCAUGAAUAACCUAAACACCACUGAUUACACUGGUUAUCUGACUUUUUGUUGAAGCCACUGAAAUUGUCAUGAAUUUAGUUGGGGCAGGUCAUUUUAUCCUUGAUA